Molecule: messenger RNA, 2511 nt
Organism: Acanthochromis polyacanthus (spiny chromis)
Lineage: Eukaryota; Metazoa; Chordata; Actinopteri; Pomacentridae
Gene: cyp1a
Product: cytochrome P450 1A1
Exons: 7
Coding region: 124-1689 (521 amino acids)
Biological process (GO): progesterone metabolic process; hormone biosynthetic process
Molecular function (GO): steroid 17-alpha-monooxygenase activity; oxidoreductase activity, acting on paired donors, with incorporation or reduction of molecular oxygen, reduced flavin or flavoprotein as one donor, and incorporation of one atom of oxygen; heme binding
Source: RefSeq, a predicted model, not a curated record
CUCGGACAUCAAGUCUACAGAAAGAUAUCUUCACUGUUUGGGGAAGUUCUUCUGGGACCACAGCGCUGUUCUUCUUCCAUCCUUGGACAAAGGUGUUGCAGAAGCAAGAAAAAAGUUGUCACCAUGGCGCUAAUGAUUCUGCCACUCAUUGGAUCCCUGUCAAUAUCUGAGGGCCUGCUGGCCAUAACAACGGUGUGUCUGGUCUACCUCUUCCUAAAGCGUUUCCACAAUGAGAUUCCUGAAGGGCUUCGUCGACUCCCUGGCCCAAAGCCGCUGCCUAUCAUUGGCAAUGUGCUGGAGGUGGGCAGCAAACCUUACCUGAGUCUCACUGCCAUGAGCAAGCGCUACGGCGAUGUUUUCCAGAUCCAGAUCGGCAUGCGUCCUGUGGUCGUGCUGAGUGGCAAUGAAACAGUUCGACAGGCUCUCAUCAAACAAGGGGAGGAGUUUGCAGGCAGACCUGACCUGUACAGCUUCAGCUUCAUCAAUGAUGGCAAGAGUCUGGCCUUCAGCACAGACAAAGCUGGCGUCUGGCGAGCCCGUAGAAAGCUGGCCUACAGCGCUCUGCGCUCUUUCGCCACCCUAGAGGGCACAGACCCAGAGUACUCGUGUGUGCUGGAGGAACACAUCUGCAAAGAGGGCAAGAAUCUGAUCCAACAGCUCCACACUGCCAUGAAGGUUGAAGGCAGCUUUGACCCCUUCCGCUACAUUGUCGUCUCUGUUGCCAAUGUGAUCUGUGGCAUGUGCUUUGGCCGGCGCUACGAUCACCAUGACCAGGAGCUGCUCAGCCUAGUGAACCUCAGUGACGAGUUCACCCAGGUGGCAGCCACUGGCAACCCAGCAGACUUCAUUCCUCUUCUUCGGUUUCUGCCCAACAAAGCAAUGAAGACGUUCUUGGAUGUCAAUGAGCGCUUUAACGCGUUUGUUCAGAAGAUUGUCAACGAGCACUAUGCCACUUAUGACAAGGACAACAUCCGUGACAUUACAGACUCCCUGAUUGAUCACUGCGAGGACAGAAAGCUGGAUGAGAAUGCCAAUGUCCAGAUGUCAGAUGAGAAGAUUGUAGGCAUUGUCAAUGACCUGUUUGGUGCCGGUUUUGACACUGUCUCCACUGCCCUGUCUUGGUCAGUGAUGUACUUGGUGGCUAACCCAGAGAUGCAAGAAAGGCUUUACCAAGAAAUUAAGGACAACGUAGGUCUGGAUCGUACUCCUCUACUAUCUGAUAAAACCAAAUUACCCCUCCUGGAGGCAUUCAUCCUGGAGCUGUUUCGCCAUUCUUCAUUCUUGCCCUUCACAAUCCCGCACUGCACCUCAAAAGACACAUCUCUGAAUGGCUACUUCAUCCCCAAAGACACCUGCGUCUUCAUCAAUCAGUGGCAGAUAAACCAUGAUCCUGAUCUCUGGAAGGAUCCAUCUUCCUUCAACCCUGAGCGUUUCCUGAGCGCUGAUGGCACUGAGGUCAACAAGAUGGAGGGGGAGAAGGUCCAGAUUUUUGGCUUGGGAAGGCGGCGUUGUAUUGGCGAGGUCAUUGCACGACAUGAAGUCUUCCUCUUCUUGGCAAUCAUCAUCCAGAACCUACACUUCCACACGUUGCCUGGAGAGCCCCUGGACAUGACGCCAGAGUAUGGCCUCACAAUGAAACACAAACGCUGCCACCUGAGGGCCACAAUGCGAGCGAGGAGCGAGCAGUGAAGCUAUUUAAAAUGUACACUGUCUGACUCAGUAGGUGGUAGAGGCUGACUAUGUGAGGGUCACAGUCAGAUCAAGGGUCAGUGAAAGAAGAAACUUUCUCAGAAUGUAAGGCACUGGAAGUCUAAUGUAAUCCAUUGAGCUAAUGGCAUGAAAGCAAUUAUGUGAGGUUUGCUUGUUGAGGACUGUUAGAGAUGUCUGCAUUUGUGUUUAUCUGUGACGUGGUCUUGGCUUGCUAGGAUAUUUUCUUGCACGUAUCUGGUGCUUCUCAGUGAAGUAUAAGGAGACACUUAUUUCUCCUGCUGUGCAGUCCAGUAAUCCAAACUGCUUCCAAUCAGAAAUUAUUUAUACUUUGUUCAACUUUGGGACAAAGUGAGUUCUGCUGAAUGGGCAUUACUAUGUGGAGCACUGCAACCUACAUUUUUUCUGUAACAGGAUUUUGAAGAGAACAAAUAUUACCUUAUGAUACUAUUCACACUUGUAAGCUAAUUAUUUGCAUUCCAUUAUACUGUGGAUGCAAGACACUGAAGCUAUAAUUGUAUCCCAAAAUGUGAUUUUGUGUGCAUAUCAACAUUUUGUUUUUGUAUUUUUGAAAGUGAUUUUUUUUUUCAUCUUAGUGUUUGUAUAUAUUUGAGGUAAAAUAGUUUUGCUGCACAUCUCAGGACGCCAAAACAGUUCAAGUCAUUUUGACAUAUUGAAAUAUAUCAGUAGGCUGUACAGUUUCGUAUUUCUAUGGCAAAUGUGCUAAUGAUUGUAUAAAAUGUAAGGGCCGCAGCAUCCUUUAAUCAGCCGCAGAAAUAAAAUAAAAAUUAUGUGCUGGAAAAA